UGUGUGCUACAGGGGUAUGAUAAUUAUAAAUAAAACGAUGAUUCAGGUGAGCUUAGGAAUUUCCUUGCAAAAAUAUGCAUUUAGGAAGCAACCAUAUACAUCUGAAAAAUCAGUAAACCAUUUACAUGUAAAUGGUGGUGUGAUAGUGCCACAAUCUAUCUAAUAUAUCUGCGGCUAGCUAUAAUGUCGCAAUAAAAGGCUAGCCAACCAUUGAUACCCCCCUGCUGCUCUUUACCGCAUUCACUCGUUGCCAUCUGUGUGUCUGUCUGCACCCCACCACAGACCUGGAUCAAAUGGGGAUGGACUGGAUAUGCCAUGCAGAGGAGGCAUAGCAGUAACACCGAUGGCAUGCCCUCAGAAAGGUUCGAGUCUACAUUCUAGGACACAGACCUCUCUGCAGGUUCAUCAUAACCUGAAAUUUCCCACUAAAGAGGAAGGUAGAUAAGACAUGUUACCUUCAGGAACCAAAUUCAUUGAAAGGCAAUGCAGCAAAUAGACUAGACAACAGUCUUUGAACCGUCAAAAGAUGUAGCUGAUCCCCUCUGCUCUCCAGGACCCAUAGCCAAACCCUGGGAUCAUGAAGCAGCCUGGACCAAGGCUUGUUUGACUGUCUGAAGCCUGACUCUCCUACCUCCCCCAGCAGCUCUUCUCCGGCCUGGUUGGGGUCAGGGUUCCAUCUGGUCCGGCGUGCCCUCAGCUAACUUCCAGGCAGUUGGCCUGGUUCUGGGGACUCCCCAAGACGUCUUCAUCCAGAUGACCGUCUCCUCCAGGGAGGAAAGGGGUCCACACCACACUGAGGGUGGGCAAUACCUCCCCCGCCGCCCUCGCAACUUCAUCACCACCAGCCACUCCAGCACUGUACCUCCCUCCUGCACUCGACUGCAGGGGCCACAGAGAGGCAUGGGAACAGGAAGGUGGUCUCGGAGGAGCCCUCUAUACUAGCACCAGCCAUAUCGGAUCUGAAGUCUGUAGUCACCUGGCUGCAGAGGGAAUUCCCAUUCCCCCUGAUCCUCCUAAAUAAAGUUUGUUUUCAGCACAAGCUGGGUAUUGCUGUGUGCUGGGAUGGCCAGCAUGUUUCCUUCGGCAAUUCAACAUUCAAGCACCUGGUGUCGCUACGGGUAGUCUUCACAUUUUAUACAACUUCGAUCUGAGACCAUAACUCUUAUAGUUUUUAGGUUUUUACAUUUAUAAACAUUUGAGCAUGUUAUCUAGUCUACAUAAAUAGCUAGCUUGAGAAUUGGUUCUGGCUCAGCUCGUGAGAACAUACAUACAUUAUUGAUUAAUAAUGCAUUUGAUUAUUUACUAUUUGUCUGUCUGCGUAUCAGGAGGAGAGGUCUGUGGUUGUAGCAUUGUGGAUGAUCAUGCUCCUAUCUAGAAAAAUAUUGUAUCUCUACUACACAUUCAAUGCUGCGCAGUUGUACAACAGGUAUGGUAAAACCAUGUUUCUUUGGUUGUCUCUUCAUAUGGCACUAUAAAAAUGUGACAUUGUCAACCACUGAAUGUUUAGGCCUAUACAUUAGGUUAACUGUUUGAUUUUGUUUGACAUUGUUGUCAUUGAUUUGGUUUUCUUAUCUGUGUGUGUACAGAAUCCGUGUGGUAAUUUAUUCAUACAUUUUUGUCCUUUAUGCUCUAAUGUUAUUUUCAUUGUAUUUAGGCAUAUGUCACCAUGUGACUACGUUUCAUCCCGAUGUUUGCAAAGCCCAACAUCAACAGCUUUGACUUCUUUGAUCUAGGCGAUGGGGAUCACUGACUUUGUUCUCAAGUACUUCACCAUCGGCCCUGUUUCUGGCCAAGAUCCUCCGGGCCUUUAAAUCCAUGCCAUUUGACCUCUGUGGACGAGUAUCAGCCAUACGCAGGGCUAUGGAAAUUCUCUGCAGUUCUCAGAAUGAGACAAAUGACAUUCCCUUCUUUGACAUUGAGUUGCCCUACGAGUUAGCUCUGAAGAUCUUCCAGUACCUCAGUCGGACAGAGCUGGGGCGAUGUGCUCAGGUGAGCAAGGCGUGGGGGGUCCUGGCAGAGGAUGAGGUGCUGUGGUUUAGGAUGUGUCAGACAGAGAGUUAUCACCACGGGGCCUCUGUCUCUGACUCCCCCUGCUGGAAGAGCAUGUUACGAGACUGCAGGAACUCUGAAAACACUGUGCGCUCCAACUGGAAGAAUCGUGUUGGAUCAAUCAGCCAACUGCAGUAUGAGCUGGGGAAAGUGUUGUGUGAUGUCAGUUCCUGUGACAGCUAUGUUGUUGCUGGGUACACGUCUGGGGACGUGAGACUGUGGGACACCCUCCACUGGGACUCUGCAGCCUCCUUCCUGAAGCCAAGCCCCCUGAUGGCAGACGUCACCCCCAGACCUCACGUCAGUCACAUCCGGGUCAACAACACUGUGGCUGUGGCUGCCUAUGACGAUGGAUGUGUGGAUGUGUGGAGCACAGAGACGGGACAGGAGCCAGUCCACCACUUCCAGAUCCCUGGGAGGGUCCACGCCCUGGCUCUGAGCCUGGAGAGCCCCACCUUGGCUACUGCUGCUGGGCUAGACGUCCGGCUGGACCAGCCUGAUGAGAGAGGCUACUGGAGGACCCUCUGCCAGGCCACGCUACCCAAACCUGUGGAGUCUGUGGUUAUGGUGCCAUGGGCCGGGGGGCGAGGAGGGGACAGUGUCCCCCUGGUGGCCCUGUCUGCUGGGGAGACGGUGUUCCUGCUGGCCCCUGAGGACUUGGAACCCCGGGUGCUCCACACCAUCUACGGCCACCCCAUCACCUGUCUGGAUGCCUCGGCCUCUCACGCUGCCCUGGGGGUCAAGAGCUGUGGCUGGGCCAUGAACGAUGGAGGCAACAAGAUCCAUGUGUACAGCCUAGAGACGGGGCAGUCGGAGAUGUCUGUGGGGAACUCAGCGGGAGACUUCUCCUGUGUCAACCUGAGAGACAGCCCUCCUCACAUGCUCAUCUGUGGAAACAAAGAUAGGAGGGUGAGGGUGUUUGACCUGCGCACCGGCUCCUCUGUGACAUCGCUGUAUGCCCACCACAUGGGUGUGACCUCCGUGCAGGCAGACGAUUGGAAGAUUGUGAGUGGCGGAGGUGAGGGAUUGGUCUGCGUCUGGGAGAUGAGGAUGGGAGCUAAACUGUGGGAGAUGCACAACAGGCACCCAGUCAGACACUUGAGAUUCAACACUAGCACUCUGGUGACAGCCAACAUCCCAGACGAGAAGUCUCCACGAGGGGCCUGCAUCACAGAUGACGACCUCACAGCCCACCGCAGACAUAGGGGAGUAAUUUGCCACUAUGACUUCUCAGAGGACUCCACCUCCCAGGACCAUGUUCUGCCCAUCUGCAGGUCCAACUAUGUGGAGUCAUCUGGCUACAACUACAACAUUGGCCUGGCCGUGCCCUAUGACAUCCUGUCUGGCUGUCACCCCUCCCACUGACCCUUAUCACCAGCCCUUCAGACCCCUACUACUAGUACCAUCAGCCCUGCAGACCCCUUCCACCAGCCCAUGUCCUGCCCAUCUGCAGGUCCAACAAUGUGGAGUUAUCUGGCUACAACAACAGCAUUGGCCUGGCCAUGCCCUAUGACAUCCUGUCUGGCUCUCAUCCCUCCCACUGACCCCUACCACCAGCCCUUCAGACCCCUACUAUUAGUACCACCAGCCCUUCAGACCCCUACUAUUAGUACCACCAGCCCUUCAGACCCCUACUAUUAGUACCACCAGCCCUUCAGACUCCUUCCACCAGCCCUUCAGACUCCUUCCACCAGCCCUUCAGACUCCUUCCACCAGCCCUUCAGACUCCUUCCACCAGCCCUUCAGACUCCUUCCACCAGCCCUUCAGACUCCUUCCACCAGCCCUUCAGACUCCUUCCACCAGCCCUUCAGACUCCUUCCACCAGCCCUUCAGACUCCUUCCACCAGCCCUUCAGACUCCUUCCACCAGCCCUUCAGACUCCUUCCACCAGCCCUUCUGACCCUUACCACCAGCCCUUCAGACUCCUUCCACCAGCCCUUCUGACCCUUACCACCAGCCCUUCUGACCCUUACCACCAGCCCUUCUGACCCUUACCACCAGCCCUUCAGACUCCUUCCACCAGCCCUUCUGACCCUUACCACCAGCCCUUCUGACCCUUACCACCGACCCGUCAGACCCUUACCAUCAGCCCUGCAUACCCCUACCACCACCAGCUCUGCAGACCCCUACCACCAGUGCUGUAGACAGUAUGUACAAAGCAAAUCAGCUUUUAUAUAUCCUUUAGAUUUUUCAAACUAAAUCUGAUUUUAAAUAGCUGUCCUUAUUUUAAUUUUUUCCUAGAGCAAUGAAUUCUGAAUGGAUUUCAUCUUAUGAUGGGAUCAUGUUUUGUUAAAGAUCCAGUGCAGUCAAACACGUGAUUUUUCUGUGUUUUAUAAAUAUUUCCACAUUGAGGUUGUGAAAUUUGAGCAUGAUGAUAUUGCUCUUUUAGUGUUUGGUUAGCCUGUUUUGGUGGCAUAGAUGUUUGGCCUUCCAUAGUGAAAUCACCAUGCUGUAAAUUAGUUAAUAGAGCAAUAAGAAAGAUGGUUUCAAACCCCUGCCAAUAAUAGCUCAUUUUCAGUUUUCUCCUUACCACUCCCAGAUAUUCCUAGCAAAAUUCUUGCUUGAGAAAUGUAUCUUUGCUAUAAGCUACUUCUGUUAAUCUUUUACCAUUUUACUGUGAAACAAUCACAGUAAGGUACUUAAUUUUUACCCAGAAAUGAUUUGAUAUUGAGAUAGAAACUGCUGCAUUGGACCUUUAACUAGACAUUGAAGUUGGUACUGACAUCCUCCAUAAAUUGAUGGGCAACAACGGUCACAUGGUCCUUUCACUUAAUUUACAUCAGUGGAAUUGCAGGUGGCAGUCUUAUCUGUCUUCACACGAAGAUGGAAGUAAAACACAAGUAACUCCAACAAUUUUUCAGCUCAUAAUUUCUUUAUUUUUAAUUAAUGACUACAAUAUGUGUAUACAUUAUUGCAAAGGCUAUUACAGGUUCUUUGGAUAUAAAGAACAAUAUUCAUCUAAUGUGUUUAAACAUUUAUUUUAAGGAUCAAUGUUUUCAGCAUGAGUAAUACAUAAACGUGGUUAUUUGUAAGUGGUCUUUGAUUUUAGAGGGUAGAAUGGUGAGACUCCACUGAAAGGACACAGGAAUAAUGAAGCUUGGUGAACUAAAUAAAAUUGAGUCUUCCGUGUAUUCUGAAGCCCUGUCGGAAUGCACUGUGCCCCACAGAGCCAGAAUAAAAGUGACCCUGGAUGCCAACCCCGGUCCUCUCAGUGAUCCACAUGGCGGGUGAACCUCUAGGCAUUCAAAAUGUCUGUACUGUUAUGUAUACAUAAUGCUGACAUGAGAGAGUGCGGAGGGUGGUAUGAAGGGAUUCAUCUGGGGCACUGGAGGUGUAUGUGUUUACUUUUAGCUGAAAGCAUGUUAGUAUUCAGUCACAGGCAAGCACUAAAUACUGCAAGAACAUUGCACGGCACUGAAAUGGAUGCAAAUGUCUAACCCGAACCUUAAAAUAUAGUUCAGCAUAGUUUGUCAUUUUAAAAUGUACAACAUACGUUAUGUAGACAAUAUUGUACACUUACAGUGCCUUCAGAAUGUUUACACACCUUGACUUUUUCCACAUUUUGUUGUGUUACAGCCUGAAUUUAAAACGGAUUGUUGACAUUUUUGUCACUGGCCUAAACACAAUACCCCAUUAUGUUAAAAGUCCAAAGCUCGUCGCCAUUGGACUCUGGAGCAGUGGAAAAGUCAAGGGGUAUGAAUACUUUCUGAAGACACUGUAUAUCACAGUGGAUCUCCCAUCAAUCAUUCAUAAGUUUAAAAAAAGGUAUUUGGCUUCAUCUCAGAGGAAGACCGGAGAGAUUCAUUCUGUAAAAACAUCAGUACCAGAUCUAUUUUAAAGGAGACAGGGACUCAUUUCCCACAUCGCAUGGUUGCAGUGUCCAUGUUUAAAAAGCGAAUGUGCAUCCUCGUCUCAAUAUCGAAGGUUUUAAGAAUCUGUGGGGAGAAAAUGUAAGGGAAUAUAAGACUGAUAUGGCAGUAUUCAAUAUAUAAAGUACAGCAGUAUAUUAAGACACCAAA
Oncorhynchus kisutch (coho salmon) is the source of this 6069-nucleotide messenger RNA. It is a transcript of the gene fbxw8, whose product is annotated as F-box and WD repeat domain containing 8. Gene Ontology annotation, molecular function: protein binding. The transcript is spliced from 14 exons. The record is from RefSeq and is a predicted model, not a curated record. Bases 1816 to 3414 code for a protein of 532 amino acids. Lineage: Eukaryota; Metazoa; Chordata; Actinopteri; Salmoniformes; Salmonidae.